Molecule: messenger RNA, 627 nt
Organism: Glycine soja
Lineage: Eukaryota; Viridiplantae; Streptophyta; Magnoliopsida; Fabales; Fabaceae
Product: sodium/proton antiporter 1-like
Exons: 3
Coding region: 1-627 (208 amino acids)
Biological process (GO): sodium ion transport
Molecular function (GO): antiporter activity
Source: RefSeq, a predicted model, not a curated record
AUGCUGCUCGGACUUGGCAUGCUUUGGAUCCUCACUGAUGCUAUCCAUUAUGAUGAAUCUGAAAGGCAGAAGCUAAAAGUGCCACAUGCUCUGUCAAGGAUAGACACUCAAGGAGCACUAUUUUUCUUGGGAAUUGUAUUAUCUGUUAGCAGCCCGGAGGCAGCAGGUAUUCUUCGGGAAAUAGCAAAUUACUUUGAUGCACAUGUCCCAAAUAGUGAACUGAUUGCAAGUGCUAUUGGACUCAUAUCUGCAUUAAUAGACAAUAUUCCAUUGGUUGCUGCCACAAUAGGAAUGUAUGAUGUCUCUUCUUUCCCUCAAGAUUCUGAGUUCUGGCAGCUGAUUGCAUUAUGUGCUAGUACUGGCGGAUCCAUAUUGGUUAUUGGCUCAGCUGCUGGAGUUGCGUUCAUGGGGAUGGAAAAGGUGGAUUUCAUUUGGUACUUACGGAAGGUUAGUGGCUUUGCCUUAGCAGGUUAUACAGCUGGUAUUGCUUCCUAUUUAGUGCUUCAUAAUCUCAACAUCUUGCAACCAUCUCUAGCGGAGGUUCCUUUCCUUUCAUGUUUCAUAAAUCAAGAAUUCGGACUUCAUUCCAAUCCAUUGUCAUGGUAUCAAAAGCAGCAUAGUUUGUAA